Drosophila hydei is the source of this 1776-nucleotide messenger RNA. RefSeq lists its product as uncharacterized. The coding region runs from base 1185 to 1766 and encodes 193 amino acids. The record is from RefSeq and is a predicted model, not a curated record. NCBI's taxonomy places the organism in Eukaryota, Metazoa, Arthropoda, Insecta, Diptera, Drosophilidae. The transcript is spliced from 3 exons.
UCUUAUUUUCUUUUUAUGGCUGGGCCACAGAUAUGCACAUAAAUACCUUAAAUACAACAAUAAUUUUUGAGAGCUGACGCUGAGGCAACGACCGCAUGGCGAAGCGCGAAUCUGGCUGCAGCAACAGACAAGACAAGCGAUCAAUGCACCUUUGUACAAAGGUGCAACGCCUUGUGAGACACGUGUGUGUUGGUGUUGGUGUGUGUGUGUGCAUGCAAUGACGCACGAAACGCGAUCAGAGCUGAAAGCCAGACUAACGUUACCAACGCGAAUGCCAGUCGAAGCAGCAAACUUGACCAACAUGACUCCAUGGCUAUUUUUAGCACAGCUGCCGCUGCUGCCGCUGCUGCUGUGGCUGUUGACUGCAAUUGGCCCAGACAAAAAUUGUUGUUGCCCAAAGCUGGCUGGCUGGCUGCAACGGCUGCGUCUUCGUCUUCAUCUUUGUCUUUUUUUUCGCUUUUGAUCAGAUUUAUGCGUGAAGCGACGUUUAACCCGAGGUCGUAACAAGAAAAGGGUGGCUCGCAUACUCUGCUGCAGGUGGCUUGCAUAGCCAUGUAACAUGCCACUUUAAUAGCACUUUUUUACACACACCCACUCACACACACACCACGCAGCCAGAUACACGCACAUCUGGCCUGUUGUCUCCAAGUCCAUUUGGGAACCAGUUCACGGCGUGCGGAAACGUCGCAUAUCAACCGCAUUGUGUCUUGCAUCUUUGCCUUUUGCCUUUGCCUUUGCCUCUCUUACCCACAUCUUGUUGUUAUUUUCGUCUCGCAGCAGCAGCCGCUUUCGCGGCAGACAAAUUUAUGAGCGUUAAGUGAAGGCCAAUAAAAUUCUUUUAGUCUGGACUCGUUUCGAGCUCUUGGCUGGCCAGCAUUUUACCUUUGUAUAUUUUCACAAUAUCUUCGACUUUGCCCUUCACUCUGCUAACAAAAAAACUCUGCGUAUAUUAAUUGCAUCCGCUUGAAUCAAUAAGGGCGUCAAACUCUUUGAGAGUAUUGAGUUUUUAUAUAUUAUAUAGAAUAAUCUCUUGAUUUUAGAUAAUUCUAUUAUAAUUGCGUUUAAUCACCGUGUAAACGCGAAUCGAACAAUGAAUUUCGUAUUAAUUGCACUGACUUUGAAUGGCCUAUGGAACGAUAACAUUUUGAAGCUUCGUUUCAUAUUCGAUUUCACAGCAUGUUGAGAUGGUUGCUCUUUUGCUCCUCCCUGAGUUGUUGCCUAAUGGUAAGCGAAAUCCAUGCAGUCCGACAGCAGCUGCGACUCUGAAACUCUUUCUCAAUUUGCAGUGCAUCAUGGCACACGUGACAUUUACGAAUCUGAAGUGCAACUUCACGAAUAACAAGAUUGGAGAGUUUCAGUAUUGCCAAAUUAAGGCGGUCAAUCGCACCCACAAGUACAUCAGCAUCUAUGCGAAAAUCUUUCCGAAAUCCAUAGACAAUGUAACGGUGAACUUGCAGUGCAUGCGCAAUAACAAUGGCUUUAAGCCCUUUAUAAUAAUCAAAUCGUUUGAUGCGUGCAAAUUUCUAAAGAAUCCGACAAAUCCAAUUUUGAUCUCGUAUUACAAUACCUUCAAAGAUCGCUCCAACAUCAAUCACACGUGUCCCUAUGAUCAUGACAUUAUCAUCGACAAGGUCUAUACGGGCAAUCAUGACUUGUUGUUCAGCCGAUUUCUGCCCAUACCGCAUGGCGACUAUGUCAUCGUAGUAACGUUCUUUGUCUACAAUGCUGAGGCGAGCAAGGUUCAUCUUUAUUUGAAAAUAUCUUAAGGCAAGAAUU